Messenger RNA from Cucumis sativus (cucumber), 2671 nucleotides. Its product is annotated as probable methyltransferase PMT18. Gene Ontology annotation, molecular function: methyltransferase activity. Lineage: Eukaryota; Viridiplantae; Streptophyta; Magnoliopsida; Cucurbitales; Cucurbitaceae. Gene Ontology annotation, cellular component: cytoplasm; trans-Golgi network; endosome. The record is from RefSeq and is a predicted model, not a curated record. The transcript is spliced from 6 exons. Bases 577 to 2487 code for a protein of 636 amino acids.
CCCUCUCUCUCUCUCUCUCUCUCUCUCUCUCUCUCCCUCCCUCCCUCUCCCUUUGUUUCUCUGUCUCUCUCACCCUUUCCACCUUUAGAAAUUUAAUGAGAAAAGUUAUGAUAUAAUCCAAAUCCAUUCCAAAAUCCAAACUACGGUAUUCACACCUUCCUUCUCUUCUUCUGUGUGUCUCUGUAUUACUAGUUUCUUCUUCAAACAAAGUUGAGAGGCUUCUUCUAUUUUCUUAUCAUUUUGUUGGGUAGGCUGUAAAUCUUUAUCCUCCACUCACUUCCCCUUCUCUGUUAUGGCUCAGUAUAUCAACCUCCUUUCUCCAACUUACUCAUUAUUCUUCCUUUUUUUAUAACCUCUUUCUUUACCCUCCAUGUACCUUCCUACAGCUUUCUCUUGCUAUUUAAUCACUAUAUUUUAAUCCUCCUUCCUCUUCCCAUUGUUGAUAAAAAGUGAAACAAGUUCUCUUCUUGCUUGUAACCAUGGUCUAUAUUUGCUUCACAUGAUACUCUUCUUCUAGCCCACGGUUCAGAUAUCAGAACCCUUUUCAGGAGUUUGUAAAGAACAAAAGUUGAAAAAAUGGCAAAGGAGUAUAGUGGCUCACCAAAGCAUCACCAUAUCGAGUCAAGAAGGAAACGGGUGACAUGGAUUCUUGCUGUCAGUGGACUAUGCAUUUUAUCAUACAUGUUUGGGGCAUGGCAGAGCACCACAACGCCGAUCAACCAAUCCGAAGCAUAUUCCAAAGUCGGUUGCCCCGAUCAAACAUUUCCAUCCACCAACACACAAUCCAAAGCCCAAUCCUCUACACCGACGCGUUCGCUCGACUUCGACAGCCACCAUGGCGUCGAAAUCAACAAUACCAUUGAAGCAGUCACCAAAACGAUCUUUCCCUGCGACAUGUCGUUUAGCGAAUACACUCCCUGUCAAGAUCCGACUAGAGCAAGGAAAUUUGAUCGGACUAUGUUGAAAUACAGAGAACGCCAUUGUCCUGCAAAGGAAGAACUACUCCACUGUAUGAUUCCGGCGCCACCGAAGUACAAAACGCCGUUCAAAUGGCCGCAGAGCCGCGAUUAUGCUUGGUAUGAUAAUAUUCCUCAUAGAGAACUUAGUAUUGAGAAAGCGGUACAGAAUUGGAUUCAAGUUGAAGGCGAUCGUUUCCGAUUUCCCGGCGGCGGCACGAUGUUCCCCCGCGGCGCCGAUGCUUAUAUUGACGACAUUAACGAGCUGAUUCCUCUUACUACAGGGAAGAUUCGAACCGCCAUUGAUACUGGCUGUGGGGUAGCAAGUUGGGGUGCUUAUUUGCUAAAGAGGGACAUCGUGGCCAUGUCCUUUGCCCCAAGGGAUACUCAUGAAGCUCAAGUUCAGUUUGCUCUAGAACGUGGAGUUCCUGCCAUGAUUGGUAUCAUGGCUUCUCAGAGACUCCCUUACCCGGCUCGUGCUUUCGACAUGGCUCAUUGCUCUCGUUGUUUGAUUCCCUGGGGUAAAAAUGAUGGGUUGUAUUUAAUUGAACUCGAUAGAGUUUUGAGGCCGGGUGGCUAUUGGAUUCUCUCUGGGCCCCCGAUUCGUUGGAAGAAAUAUUGGAGAGGUUGGGAAAGAACACAAGAAGACUUGAAAGAAGAGCAAGACACCAUUGAAGAAGUUGCAAGGAGACUAUGCUGGAAGAAAGUGAUUGAGAAGAAUGAUCUUGCAAUAUGGCAGAAGCCCCUCAAUCACAUCCAAUGCAUCAAGAACAAGAAAGUCUACAAAACACCCCACAUUUGCAAAUCAGACAAUCCUGAUGCUGGCUGGUACCGAAAUAUGGAAACUUGCAUUACUCCAUUGCCAGAAGUGAACGACUCUGAAGAAGUUGCUGGUGGGGCAGUUGAAAAUUGGCCGGAGCGAGCAUUGGCCGUACCACCACGAAUCAGUAGAGGAACAAUACCAGGCAUCACCGCAGAAAACUUCGAAGAAGACAACAAACUAUGGAAGGAGAGGAUUACAUAUUACAAAAAGAUGAUCCCAUUAGCACAAGGACGGUACCGAAACAUAAUGGACAUGAAUGCAAAUCUCGGCGGAUUCGCAGCCGCUUUAGUCAAGUUCCCAGUGUGGGUAAUGAACGUUGUCCCUGCAAAUUCAGACCGUGACACUUUAGGUGUAAUAUACGAACGUGGCUUGAUCGGAACGUACCAAGAUUGGUGUGAGGCGUUCUCAACAUACCCAAGAACGUAUGAUCUAAUCCAUGCCAAUGGCAUAUUUAGCAUAUAUCAAGAUAGGUGUGAUAUAACUCAGAUUCUAUUGGAGAUGGAUAGAAUAUUGAGGCCAGAAGGGACAGUAAUAUUUAGGGAUACAGUUGAAGUAUUGGUGAAGAUUCAAACAAUAUCAGAUGGAAUGAAGUGGAAGAGUCAAAUUAUGGAUCAUGAAACUGGGCCAUUUAAUCCUGAGAAGAUUCUUGUGGCUGUUAAAACUUAUUGGACUGGUGAAACCAACCAACAACAAGAGAAACAAGCAUAGUCAUUUUUUAAAUUAAGAUUAUAAUUACAACAGUUUGUUCUUUUUUUUUUCUUUUUUUCUUCUUAAUUUUUAAAUUUUACUCCACAUUUUUCUCGCUUAGGUGUGUGUACUUUUUCUUCUAUUUCCUGUUCCUAUUUUGUAAUUUUCUAUCUAAUUUUUUUUAAUAUAAGAAAUAUUUAUAUCA